Messenger RNA from Podarcis lilfordi (Lilford's wall lizard), 20617 nucleotides. Lineage: Eukaryota; Metazoa; Chordata; Lepidosauria; Squamata; Lacertidae. The record is from the annotation of a GenBank genome assembly.
UCCUUUUCAGCUCAAUUUAUUAUUAUUAUUGUUUCAAUACUGUUUUGAUACUUGUUUUUAAUGUACACCAUCCAGAAAUCCACGUUUUAUAUAAAGGCACUGAUUAGAAAUUUUCAAAAGAAAUAAAAAUAAGCAAUUACUGAUUUCGCUAUAUUACCCACCCUUCAACAGGAGGUCCCAGAGGCAGUUACAACUAUUUAAAACUCAGCAUUAAAAACAGUUAGAACAAUUUACAGUCAUGGGAAUAGGGUGGGCCCUGAAACACACACACACACACACACAUACACACCAGGUACCAAAUGUCAGGAUAAAGAGAUGCAUCUUCAGCAGUCAUUGAGAACUGUACAGUGAAGAUGCCAGACACUCCUCUGUGGGGAGGGAAUUGCACAAUUUAGGAGCUGUCACAGAAAAUGCCCUCUCCUGGGCUAUCACCCCCUCAAACUUCUAAGGGAAGUGGAGCUACAAAGAGACCGCUCCCUCUAAUCUUAAAGGGGGCAGUCUCCGAAAAAUUUGGGACAUAAGCCUUUUGGAUUUAAACAUUAGUGUGAGCACCUUAAAUUAGGCCCAGAAAGAACCUGGAAACUAAUGCAGCUGUUUUAGGACAGGGGCUAUGUAAAUCCUAAAGGCAACCCCAGCCACUUGACCGCUGCACUUUUGGACUACUUAAAGUUUCUGAGUUGUCUUCAAGGGUUGUCCCAUGUAAAGCACACUGCAAUAAUCCAAUCUGGAAGUUACCAGAGCGUGGAGUACCUUGGUCAAGCCAUCUCCAGGUAUAGGUAAUGAGUUAAAAUCUUGAUGUCACAUGUUAACUGUGAACAUACUACCCCCUUGGGUAUGCACUUAAGAGUAAUUAAUGUCAAUCACAGCCACUACUUCAUAAUCAUGCACUGAACAGUGAGGUAAAUCACGUUACUCUGAUUUUUUAAUGUAUUUUGCCAUAGUUUCAUUAGCUGCAUAAUUUAACAUAUAUAGUAAUGUCUUUUUUUAUUAUUAUUCCUCCAAAGACCACUUGCACAGAACUUGUAAGGGUCGUUUAGAGUUCAUUUAACAAUAAUUUGUUAUUUAUAUAUUAUUUAUAUUUAUUUUCUAAUUACCUUUAUAUCCCACCUUUCCUCUAAGGAGCUCAACAGUUAUUAGGUAACCAAUUUCAAAGUUGUUUUGUUUAGUAAAUACAAACAAAGCAAAAAUGAUGAAUUAGAUCACUCUCUCAUCAGAAAACUUUCUGAUGCAGACUGAAAAAAAUCCAGAUCCAAAUUAUCCUAAUUUGUUUAGGAAAAAUCUCCAGUUCUAAAUUUUCCGGAAAACCCACAUCACUGAUUAAGAUUAGUAUUUUGUGUGAUCACAAUAGAACAAUGGUUCCAAAGUUCUAGGUCUAGCACUACAGGUUUCCAUGGCAAUUGUGAUUUGGUUCCAAGAGGACCAAUUCUGCCCUCACAGUUCGCCAACUAUUGUUUCAUUUAAAGGUAGAACUAGAUGUGGAACCACAUCAUGGCCAUAAGGUGAGUUUUUUAGCUAGUUAGAACUCAUUUGGUUGUUCUGUUACUGGGUUCUGUGUAUGUUUAUUUAAAAAUUUAAGUCAUAGAAUUGUAGAGUUGGAAGGGACUACGAGGAUCAUCUAGUCCAGCCUCCUGUAAUACAGGAAUCUUUUGCCCAACGUGGGGCUUAAAUCCACAAUCCUGUGAUUAAGUCUUGUGCUCUACCAACUGAGCUAUUCCACUAUGCACCAUUGGUUUUUAUACUUGCAAACUACUUAGACGCACAUUCUGACAUUAAGCAUUACAUAAAUAAAUAUGUUGAACGGGACUCACUCCCAAUGUGAUUGUGCAUAGAGAUUGCCACCUGUUCAAUUGGGCAAACUCCUAAGUGUGCACAGGACAGCAGCCUCCAUCUCUCCCUCAGUUAUAUUGUCAAGGUGUACAGUUUGCAUUCACAGUGUCAAUAUAAAACUGACAUUUAAUGUUAUUUCCUUACCAGUACUAGGUAGAUAUUUAUAGUUUAGAUUGUAUUUAAUCAGCAUAAUCUAUAAAGUGAUAUUGGCCCCCGGAAAGAAUCACAGCAUAUUCCCUUUCGCACUAGAGGCACUGAUGCAUCUCUUUGGUAUAAUAAAAGUGACACCUUAAAAAGUUGCCACCCAUGGCAAAUAGUAAUUCAUUCUAGAGUGAUAGCACAUGAACUAUGAGCAAUUCCCACGAGGGUCUCCUGUGCUAGCCUCACUGAAAUGGACUGGAGCACUUAAUUCCCAUUCAUUUCAGUGCAGUUCAUAUGGGAGCGCACCAUGCUCCAUGUUACUAAGUAGGAUGUGGGUUUAUUUAUUUAUACACCACCCUCCCAAUACCUUAUUAGGACAGCUUGCUAUUAAAAACAGCUUAACAAUAACUUUUAAGGUAAGUUUCAAACACCAAAUCUACAAAAGCAGUAUACAUAUAAUCCCCCUAGGGUACCAAAUAUCUUGAGCCAGCCCUGAUGCUCAUCCUUUCUGUUUUACUCUUGGAAAAGGCAAUAGUAGCUGAAUGUUAAGAAUAGCAGAAGUUGUGGUCCUGCAACACACAGUCCAGCAGUUGAUUGUAGUGGGUUUAUGUCCAAUCCAUGAUGAAGAAACUCUCGGGAUCAAACUCAAUUUACAUCAGAAUCGUCGUCUGACCACAAUAGCAUCACACUGGGUGGCUUUAGACUGGCUACUGUUUCUCAAGUCAGAGAACUGUAGUUGGAUAGGAUUCUGAGAGUCAUCUAGUGUCCCUCCAGGGGGCCUAAACCACCAACCUUCUGUUAAAACAACCUGACACACUGACUCACUGUGCCACCAGAUACCAGCUCCCUUAGUGUGCUGUACAUGAACCAUGUACACAACCCUAGAAUCGUAGAACUGAAAGGGACCUGGACAUCUCCCAAGGGUCAUCUAGUCCAACCCCCCCUGCAGCAAGGGAGCGUAACAAAAACGAAAAGAGCAACUUAAAAUAUAAACAGGUGUGUGACCUGCGGAGAGGAAAAACUCAUUUAUUUACAAUAAUCCUGACCCCCUUUUGCCAAGAUCGGUUUCGGACCGGUUCGACACACUUAAAAUGAUAGGCAGGAGGUGCAUUCCUCUCUCGGGUUUAGACGGCAAAGCCGACCCAGGGCCAAAAGCUCCAGCAGCAGACAAACUCCCUGCAUGGUCGGGGAGGCUCCUUCGGCUCUUGUGUACUGCACGUGCAUAGCGGGCGGGCGCCCCCCCAAAUCCCACGGCGCGCCUGCUCCGUCCCCCCCGGGCUUGCUUUCCUUUCGGCUCGGCGGCCUCCAGCCCGUUCUCACUGGAGGUUGCGGCCCAGGUACUGCAGGAACAUGCUUCCAAGCUGCGGCAGGUCGCCCUCGCCUUCACCCGGGUGCAUCUUGGCGUAGCUGAGGAACUGCCUCCGGAGCCGGCUCAGCUCCGCCAGGCUGACGGGCCGGGUCAGCAGCAGCCCCGGAGGCUCCCCGCCGCCGGCCUGCGACAGCCCGUCCACCGCGAGCGGCACGAACUGCCCCGGCUGGGCUCCGUUCCUCUGGGCGGCCAUGAGGGCGGCCAGCACGUCCUGCGUGAGGCGGUCGAGGCGGUGCAGGAAGCCGGCGGCCUGCAGGGGCUGCGAGCGCGUGGACUGGUUGGGCGGCGGCGGGCGGCGCUCGAAGAGGGCGGCGCGGAUCUCGGGCCAAGGCAGCGGCUCGGCGGGGUCGGCGGGCGCCACGAAGAGCGGCCAGUCCCAGCGGUGGCGCGAGUCGGGCGGCUCCAAGGGAGGCCGGUCCGGGCGGGCGGCGCCUCCCGGGCACAGGAGCACGCAGUGCGGCGUCCCCGCGUGCUUGCUGAGGCAGUACAGCUCGUAGCGGAAGCUCUUCAGCUCGGCGCCCGAGUCCACCAGCACCACGUCGCGGCGGCUCAGCAGGCGCUCGGCCUCCGCCCUCAGAGCAGCCCGGGCGACGCCGUCCCCGCCGCCCAAGUCGGCCUCGGCCACCACGAAGACGCGCCGCUCUGAGGCCUCCUCGGCGCUCAGCGCCGCCUUCAGCUCUUCGGCGCGCCGGGUCUUGCCGCUCCCCGGCAGCCCGCAGAGGACGACCAGCGGCAUGGCUUCUCUCUCCGCCUCAGUCGCAAGCCGGGCCGGCUAUCAUCAUCUUCCCCCUCAGGGCCUUUCUUCCCUGCACAAAAAUGGCGGCGGAGGCGUUAAUGUCGCCCUUAAGAAAGAUGGUUCCCGAGAGAGAUUAUUCGCCCCGCCUUCCCGCUCUUCUUUGAAUUGCUCUACGACGACAUCUAUCCACGGACCAUAGAGAUAGGGAAAUGUAGAGUGUGGAGUCCUGUCUAAAGAUGCUUCCAAACUCGCCUUUAGAGUAGAACUCGUCCCACGGAAAUGGCAAUUGAUAGAAAACCACGAAGCAAAGUUUUUGGUCUCCGUCAGAGGAGAAAUGGAACCUCUCCGUUUUCGCGCAAUAUCGGAGCGGGUUCUAAAGGGAAGAGUCCAAAGGAACCCGGAAGUCUUUCGUGUUCAGUAGGUCUAUUUAUAAAUCUAUGAGUGUCGGAGAGGGCAGCGUCUGUUGCGGAAGCCGAACUACAAGUCCCAUGGGCCCCCGUGGAAGCCAAAGCGAGAGGGCCCUUCGUUACGUGAGGAGGGGAGGAGCGACCGUUAAGUCCGGCUUGUUUGGAUACGGCUGCGCGGGGGAAGCCGGACCUGGAGCGCGUGUGGUGAAGGAGCCGCCGGCCACGGCCCUCUGAGAUGAGCCCUCUGCGGGGCCGGCGCGGGGAGCAGAGAACCUACCGGGGCGGCCUGGCAAGGCAGAGGGCAGGUGUCCCCCCUGGAGGUAACGGCGGCGGCUCAGCCGGGUUGGGCGGCCUAAGGCUGGAGGGGGCCACCUGUGGCCCUCCGAAUCAUCCCCGACCACUGGCCGACACUGGCAACAUGGGAGGGAUUCGACAAGCUCGUGGAGGAAACGGCGGUCAGGGGCUGCACAACCCUGGUGCCUGUAUUCCGCCUACAGCGUCAGAAUUAUUACCGAAUUUGUAUACCGCCUUUCAUCUGCGGAUCAUAAGGCGGCUUGCAAUAUAAAAACGCCAUCCUUCUGAAGGCUGCCUGUGGGGAGAGCGCUAUUUCACUUGGAUUUUCCUCCUCCUGGGCUUCCCACGCUGUUGGCCACUGUGACAACAGGAUGCUGGACUAGGUGGGCCUGAUCCGGCAGGCUCCUCUUAGGUUCUGAAGAUCUGCAGGACCACAGGAUCCCCACUCACCCGUGGCUGAAAGGCAGGUGUUGCCUUUGACACACUGCAGGUGUAGCUGAACUGCCUCUCCUGUCAGACCCAGCUAGCGUGGCAGGGGGUGAAGAGAGUUCAGCAACAUUUGGAGGGCCACAGGUUUGCCACCCUGGUUUUAAAGGGUGGCAGUGAGGAGGAUUAGGGCCUCCUGUGCUUACCUGUCCCGUGAAAGAUAGAGGGACAUUUCUUGAUUUCGACACUUUAUAUACCACUUGACGUCAUCGUUUCGUGUAAAUGUUGCUCAAAUAAUUACAUUUGCACCCAGCCUUUCUUCUGUCAUGAAAGGCAGCAUACAUGUGGUUUUCAGUUAUUGUACUUGGCACUGACCAGACCCAGAUCUGCAUAGCUUCAGCAAAGUGCCUUCAGUCAUACCCUGGAACUUAGUACUCUUUGGAAUACAAGUCUAAACAGCUAUUGAUCAUGAUAGCUAAGUGAAACUUCCAUAUGCAGAAUGUGUACCUCUUGAGUAUUAAGAUGCUAGGAGCAAACAACAGGAGAGGAUUGCUGCCUUCAUGUCCUUUUAUGUAUGUAUGUAUGUAUACAUACACACUAACAAAGAAAUGAUCUUAGGAUUUCAGUGUUACACAUUUUGCUUUGCUGACAAAACAUUUAGACAGGAAAACAUCCAUUAAUGAGGAGUCCAGAGAUAAGCCCAUUAAUGUUUCUGUAUAUAUAUGUAUAAGAUCUAAAUAUAUAGACAUUGCAGGUAGCUGUGUAAUGUGUUAGAAAAAUAUAUUCAGAAAGUAAAAAUCAGGGUAGGAGUAAAGCUUUCUGGGAUCAACUAAAAAGGCACAGGAGCAGAAACUGAUAUGGUGGGCAUGGAUGUGUAAACAAGUUAGUAGCUGAUUGAACUUGAGCAUUAGUGAAUAUGUUUGGUAUCUGCCAGUCAUUCUCAAACUGUGUGCUUUCUGUUUCACUUCUUCUGCUUCUCUAUCAGACUUCCUCAACCUCGGCCCUCCAGAUGUCUUGAGACUACAAUUCCCAUCAUCCCUCACCACUGCUCCUGCUAGCUAGGGAUCAUGGGAGUUGUAGACCAAAAAUAUCUGGAGGGCCGAGGUUGAGGAAGCCUGUUCUAUUUGGCAAAACUGCUCAGCCUUGUGUCAUAACCAACCUUACCUGGAAACACAAAGCAGCAUAAAGCAUUUGCUCAUUGCAGCCUAAUGUGUUUUUGGUAGAGACAUCUAAGAUACCAAAGCAAGGUCUGGAUCAUAGCUAGUGGACAGAGUUUCUUUUCUCCUGAAGAAAAAGUAAUGCCCUUCCUUAUUUAAUGAGAUUAAAUAUUUGUAAUUUGAGGAUAAAGCCAAUUACAGACUUCAAGUAAUGGAGGAGUGUAAUGUUGCAGCAUCCGAGAUCAGCCAGCAGGAUGCAGUUUCCAGACAGGAAGCCAUGUUAGUCUGUUGCAGUAAGAACAAGGCCUUUGUCUAGUUGUCAUUUCUGUAUAUCUCACAGCAAAGGAUCUUUCCUAACAUUGCUUUCUUUCCAGAUAUCCCAUGCUGCCCCAUCGUGUACAGAGGCUCGGCAGAGAUUGGGUUUGCCACUGGAAUGUUGCUCAGAGACUCUUCCGGGAUGGUCAAGCUUUCCAGCAUAUGAAGAGAACCACAUCCUGUUUUGGGGCUUGUUACUCACCCUUGAACCCUUGGGAUUGCCCAGGGAGCUGUAGGCUUCCUCUGCUCUGGAGCACACAGUUUCCUAGCCUCAUACAAAACUCUUCCAUUCAUCUCUGUGCUACAAUGAAAGCUGAGGGAGAUGAGCCAUGUGCAAAGCGAAGAAGACAUAGUGGGGAUCAGGACAUUUGUCACAGCCCUAAUGAAAAACUGUGUACCUCACCUUCAGAUGAAACAUCCUGGUCUCCACCUCAACUUCAGUGUAGAGAAGAAAGCACUCCAGAACCAAGAGGUAUGGUGGCAUCUCACUCCCUUGAUCCUUUGCUCUUAAUAUUUACAGGGUUGUGUUACUUAUUUAGGAGAAAAGAGAGCCCAUGGGUUCUGGGGUGCCUUGGUUCAAGUCCCCACUCGGCCAUGGAGCUUACUUAGUGAGCUGGUCAAUGUCUCUUACCUAACCUACCUCAUCGGAUACUUGUGGUGCCUAGAAUUCCUUGGAGAAAGGAUGAUGUAAAAGUGUGAUAUUAUUAUAUAUGCUGAAUUCAACUUGCUCAGAAAUCACACAUAUUCGGUUUAUGGUCCUAUGAACAAGCUGUUCACACCUUUCCUUUGCUCUGUUGACAACAGCUGAUGAAAUAAGCCAACAAAAUUUAUUACAGUGAUCAUUUUUGUUGUUGUUGCCUGCACUUCCAGGCCUGCCAGAGAGGAGGUGAAGUCCCCUCCUUCAUAUCCUGCUUGGGUACACAGGCUACUAGCAACAUGCGGUGCUGCCUUAUAUUGAGUCAGCAGAGGUUGAAUGGCCAUCCGUCAUGGUUGCUUUUGCUGAGAUUCCUGCAUUGCAGGGGGUUGGACCAAAUGACCCUCAGGGUCCGUUCUAGCUCUACAAUUCUGUGAUUCAUUGGUCCAUCUACUUCACUGCUUUCCACGCAGCAGCUCUCCAGAGGCUGAAGCAGGAAUCCUUCUCAGUCUUACCUGGAGAUGCCAGGGAUUGAGCCUGGAAUCAUCUGCAUACAAGGCAGAUGAUGCUCUGCCACUGAGCUACUAGUUUUUUAGGCUAAUAAUAAUAAUAUCUCUACUAAGUGGACUGGUGAAUGAUGAAUGGCUCAUUCUAUCCUACUAUUUUGUGUCCCCCACCACCAUCCUGCUUCAUUUUCUUGCUGCCAAUUGACAAUUUUAUGCUGUUUCUGAAGCACAAAGCCCUGAACAACUUGGAACCAGUAUACCUGAAAGUUCACCCCACCCCUUAUAUCCCCAAUUAAUCAUUGUGCUCUAGAGGUGAGGGCCUCCUUCAGGUACCAUCUUAUCAAGAUGUCCAUUCCGCACAGUGCAGGAAUCAGGCUUUUAUUGUUGUGGCAGUUGCUCUUUGGAAAUAACUUCCAUUAAAUAUUAGAUGUUGUCAUUUCAGCACUUACUGAACUUUCCUCUUUCAACAAACCUUUUAAGGAAAGAUCAUUCCCAGUUUGUGUCAGUAUCUUGAAUUGUUUUUAGAUGUUUUAAUUGGCACAUUUAUCGUGUGUUUGCCACCCUCUGCUCCUCUGGGAGGAAGUGCAGGAAAUAAAAGGAAGACGAUAUUUUUGUUUCUUCACAGCUAGUAUGGAGACCAAGCAGGCUGGUGAGGGAGGCAUUUUUGCAAUGUGUCUGUUGUUAUUGUUCAGUUUAUGUGUCAUUUUCAAACAUAAAGAAGUGCUGAAGCAACUCAACAGCAAUUCAGUACCAAAAAUAGAACAUACAAGUAGAAUAUCAAUUGAAUUUCACCAACAAAAAUUAAUCACAAAAUAGAAGAAUCCAUCCUCCACCAGCCCACUCAUUUGCCUGCAUCCAGCAAGUUGUUUAUUACAACUUUUAUGUUAAAUUCCACUCCUCAGCAGAGUCCUGUUUAUUGCUAUCCCAGGGUUUUCUUGUUGUUAUUAUUUUCUUCCUACUUUCUGUUAUAUACUAAAGCUGCUCCUGAAAGAGAUGAGUCUCUUUUGCUACUAUUGUUGUUAAACAAUUCAAGAACAGAGGUACUUCCUAUUUAAAGAGGUGCAAAUGUUAUUGCCAAAUUACUAGAAGUCCUGCUUAAUGAAACACUUAAAAUUAUUAUUCUUAUUUUAAACACUUAUACCCCAACCCUCAGAAAGGUUUCCCAAAAGAAAGAUAAAAAUGCAGCAGUUCAACAAAAUUAUCAAAAAGAAAAGGCUUUAGCUUGCUACCUCCUAGAUUUGUCUGAGCAGAGGAAUACCUAGGCAGAGCUCUACAACUAAGAAGGCUGCCUCGCUGAUCAGUACACACCUGAUCUCAGAAGGGGAACAGGCCCUAAUGCAGAUCUGGACAGUUCAUUAUUUAAUUAGUAGGCUCCCCAAAACAGGACUUAAAUUGUUUUAUACAGGACUUUAAAAGCUCAAGUCAAAAGUAUGAAUGCAAACAAUCCGCCACUCCUGGCCUGGUUGUUGUGUUUCAGCAGGUGUGGUCAAAAGACACUGGGAAUACUUUUGCCAACAAAGUAAAAAAAUGAAGGUUCUUGAAGAGGAUAAGCCGAUCAACCAGGAUCAUCAAGACACACUGGAGAAGUUUGAUUUCACCGUAAUGUCGUACAACAUCCUUUCCCAAGACUUGUUAGAAGACAACUCUCACCUGUAUAGACACUGCCAACGGCAUGUGCUAGCCUGGAACUAUCGUUUUCCCAACAUUCUCGCAGACAUCAAACGGCUGGAUGCAGAUGUAAGUGGGAAGCUAACCUUAUAGCUGUCAAUAAUAAAGAAAUCCAUAGGAAGACAAAUCUUUUACAGACUGUAAGCCAGGCAUGAGGAUCCUUUGGCCCUCCAGAUGUUGCUGAAUUACAACUGCUAUCAUCCCUGACCAUUCAACAUGCUUGCUGAGGCUCAUGGGAAUUGUAGUUCAUCAACAUCCAGAGGCCAAGAAGUUCCCACACCUGCCAUAAGUGAGCAUGUGGUUAUUUCAUGCACUUCAUGUUUAGCUAUAGUCAACAUGCACCUGGUGCCAUGUCUCUCCAUUCAGAUUCCUUCUAAAAAAACCAACCCUUUUUAACCUGGUCUUAUUUUCUUACAGCCCAGUCCUUUGCAUGUUUCUUUGGAAGUAAAUCAUUUUUAGUUCAAGUGAAUAUAAAAUUGCAGCCUUUGGCUGAAUGACGUACGACGGGAUUUACUUCCAAUAAGACAUGCAUCGGUUUAUAACGUUAAUUUUCCUUUUAAAGGCAUGUUGAUCUCACUGGCAGAGCUAACCAUGCUCGUCAGGAAUCAGCGUGGCUUGAAAAUGCUUGAAUUUGCCUGAAUCGUACCCAGUUCUUAACAAUACAUAAUUUUACUAUUAAAUAACCUAAAAUUAUUUUCAGUUGCAGUAUUACCAUUAUUAUUUCUUCUUAGAACUGUUACUGAAAGUUGUAAGCCAGUUUCUAAAAUUUUAAAGUCAGCCUAGUUAUGUUGGGAAGUAUGCUACUUGUUGAUCAGCUGUUUUCCUCCCAACAGGUACUUUGUUUGCAAGAGGUACAAGAAGACCACUACAGAAUAGAGAUCAAGCCAAGUUUGGAAGCCUUAGGUAUAAACUGUCCAGUAUACAUGUCAAACCACCACCACCCACCCACCCCACUUUCCCCAGCUUACCUCCCUACAGUCCACUGAUUCUGGCCAUUUUAACUCCAGCCCAUCUCCAUGAGCAAAUAGACAGAAAGCAGGAAGGUAAGGGGAGAACCAAGGUACAGCCUUGCCAGUAGACCAUGUACUUAUCUCCCCAACCCUCCAUAAGCCAAAUCUGACAGGCAGGCAGGGUUGGGACUUCUGUGGAUAAUCACAGUGCUUUGAGGUGCAAUGAAUCAGCAGUCUUAAAGUCACCACCUGUCAGCUGAUUGGUGAUGACUUCAAGCCUGCUUUCCAAAGGGGUGGGCUGUGCAAUCAAGUUCCUCACAAUGAAUUCAACCACACAGCCAAUCCAGUUGUAUCUUUACCUGUCGCACACUUGAUGUGCAAGUACGGGGCAGGUGUGCAUGGUUUGGUGGAAAUAGCCUCAUGCGCCAUAUUUGGCCUUUGGGCAGGAGAUUCCCCACCCCUGCUAUAAGAGGUAGAACCACCCCACCCCUGCUGUGUAGCUGAGGGACGGGGAAGCUGUGGCUCUCCAGAUGUUGGACUCCAACUCACACCUUCCCUGACCAUUGGCUACGCUGGCUGGGGCUGAUGGGAGUUUUCAUCGAACAAUUUGUGGAGGACCACUUCUUCCCCAUCCCCGGCAUACAGCCCAAUGGACCAGAACAUAUUAAACAUGUGUACUUAAGAGGAUAAAGGAGACACAUUUUGAAGCACCUUUUUUCUCCCUUCCCCAGGCUAUCAUUGUGAGUACAAGAUGAGGACAGGAAGGAAGCCAGAUGGCUGCACCAUUUGCUUCAAGGCCUCCAAGUUCCAUCUCCUCUCUUCGAAUCCAGUGGAAUUCUUUCGUCGCAACAUCCCCCUCUUGGACAGAGAUAACGUGGGCCUGGUGGUUCUCUUGCAGCCUCUUUUUUCCUGCAAGGCCCCCUCAGCCGCCAUCUGUGUGGCCAACACACACCUGCUGUAUAACCCAAGGCGGGGGGACAUUAAGCUCACCCAGCUUGCCAUGCUGCUGGCGGAAAUUACCAGCGUGGCUAUGCAGGAAGACGGGCGUUUCUGCCCCCUCGUCAUCUGCGGGGACUUCAAUUCCGUCCCUCACUCUCCCCUGUACAAUUUCUUAAGGGAAGGCAAGCUGAAUUACGAAGGACUGGCGAUAGGGAAAGUAGGUAGCCAUUUGUCAAGUUGGUGUGUAAAGAAAAAAAAUAUAUGGGUAGACAACACGCAAAAGACAAUGUCCCUGCCACCCACCCCUAUAACAUUGUGGGGUUUCCAUGAUGAUAAUUUGUAUUGCUGUUCUUUCUAAAAUAUGCUGUGUGGUCCAAAGCCAGUGCAGGUAUGAGGUUUUCAAACAGUGUUCUUAGGAAGUAGUUGGUUGCAUCCAUGAAUAAUCUUCUGGAGCUUCUAGCCCACAGGAGGGUGGAAGACAUUCCAAGGCCCACCAUGGGACUGUGGUGAGGCCAACGGUUUUAAGACACUGUGAGUGCCUUAGAACAUGCCUUUGCGCCUCCUCUUCCUGUGAUGAGCAGGGGUUCUGUGUCAGAUGCUGAGGAGUUCUGCAGUAGACAAGGUGAUGCGGAUGUAGGAUAUGUUCUCUGAAGAGUAGAACUUUUCAAAGCAUUGCUUUGGUCAGGGGUGGUGAACAGCGUUAGAAACUCCCAUUGUUCUAGGUGCAUUUUGUGACAGGGAAUUUCAUUAGCGCGAGCAGUUUCUGAGCUCUGAGCGCAGUACUGAGCCUAAGAUUUCAGAUUAAAACUGCCACUGCUGGAAGAAAAGGAGGGCCUUUUUCUGCCUCCCCACUUCCAGCCACUCUCUGAAGACUGGAGAAGGGACCCUCAUAAGAAUAUGAGGGGGGCGAGCAGGGGAAGUAUGACUUUGUUUUUUGCAGUCUUCAGAUGAGGACUAGACCAUGUGAAAAAUGAGCAUAAGAUUUUAGCUGCAGUUCAUUCUUUUUCAGUUUUGUACUCUUGUUAAAAAAAGGACACCUAAACACUCCAUUGCGGUGCCCAUAACCUAUGUUUAAGGUGCCAUUUAGCUCCUAGCUUUCAUAUCUCAGUUUUUAACACUGGUGGUGAACUGCAUUUAACCAGCAGACCGAAUCAUUCUCUCUCCUGCCCCUUCUGGGCCAGGUCUGACAGGUUGCUAAUGGGGCCACCCACUUGUUUAUCACCUGAUGUCUCCUGGCAUCAGGUGACCCUUUUUUGCCCACAUGGACUUUGCAGAGCAAUUUGCAAAGUACUCCACAUGACUCAUCAGUCAGCUGAUAGUUUGGUCUUGUUGAGCCUCUUUCCAAAGGAAGACCCAAGAGUAUUGUGGAGUGCUUUUCAUAUCGCUUUGCAGGUGCUGCUGAUCAGCUGAUUGGUAGCACAGUAAAUUAAAAAUCAUCUGGAGCAUAGUUGCUUUUGCAUGAUAUAGGGGUGGUACCAAUUUGUGUGUGUGCACGUGCACGCACACACACAUACGAACAUACAAACACAUAAUAAAUGUAAAGUAAUUACAUUUUUGCCAGCUCUCUCACCAACUAGACUCCAAAACUGAGUACUUGUGGCGCAGGAGUUCUUUUAUGGCUCAAAAAGUGGCUAAAUGGGAAGCCAAAAAUUAAAAAUAUAUGUGGCAGCUCUCACAAUAGUAGAAAUAAACUGUUGGGUCAUUGAAAGGAUUUGUGUUAAGACAGGUGCUCUUUAACAUUCAAAACUAAUCCAGAGUUGAGAGUGAAUAGUAAGGUCAUGCCAGUUUAUCUUGAAGGCUAAAAUCCCAAGCUAACUGUGAAUUGCCAUGAAAUAGCUCUGCAAGCUAGAUGGCUGAACCUAAGACUACAGUCCUAAAAUCAUUUAUCUAGAAGUAAGUCCAAUUGAAGUUAAUGGGGCUUUCCUCUGAGUUGACAUUUUUAGGUUUGUAAUGUAAAUGACUUCUAUGUAGGUGGGUUCUGGGUUACAGCAGAAAUCAGUUGGGCAUCUUCUAGAAAUGCACAUAUUUCUCUUUGGUUGUUUUGUUUUGUUUCUUGCUUUUUAAGGUGUCUGGCCAGGAACAGUCCCCACGGGGCAAUAGGAUACUCACUAUCCCCAUUUGGCCUCAAAGCCUUGGCAUUUCUCAGGACUGUAUGUAUGAGGAGCAACAGAAGCAGCUAGAAAAAGAAAGAGGUAAAUUUCAGAGCAGAUAACCCAAGUGUUUUCCCAAAAGGUUACUUCCCCUCAGAUGUUUACAGCUGAAUUUAACCUAGCAGUUCCUUCGUGUGUCAUUUCAGCAAUUCAGUCACAUAAUGCUGGCAGUUCAAGUCCUACAGGCGCUGUCUGACCCCAGAGAAGCUAAAAAUAUAAAGUCACUGGGAAUUCAUCAGUGGGUGAAAAGUUUUUGUGGAUGUUUACAAAAGCCUUAGAAGUGAUUUUAGUAGAGUUGACUGGUCACAUUGGUUCUUCCCAAGCGCUCAUCUGCAGGUCAACUCAUGAGCAACUUUUGGCUGAAUGGAUAAGCAGCAGCUGUAGUUCUGUGUGCACUCUCCCAUUAUAGGGUAGGAGCCAUAGCUCAUACACAGAUCACCUGUUUUGCAGGUUCAAUUCCUGCCAUCUCCAGUUAUAGAAGGAUCAGAUAACAAAACAGGGGUGGAAGAUGUCUUGCUGGUGACUUUGCUAUCAAGCAGACUAGAUAAUACUGGACUCAAUGAACAAAUGGCCUGAUCAGGUAUAAGGCAGCUUCCUGUGCUUCUAUGAUUGCUGCUGUUGGUUUUUUCCAGAGAGAAAAGAGACUAAAGAAGGAAGCUUGGAAAAUUCAGAAGAGGUCGUAACAGUGGCAAAACGGUAAAUUUUGACAUCACUGCGGUUGUCAGCUUGUUUGCAGGCAUCAGCUACUACAACUCUGGACCUGUAUAAACAGAGAGCUGAAAGUUUUACUCACUAAAAUGCUAUAUGUGCACUCCCUACUUCAUCCUCCAACACACCAAGGAAGAAGAAAUUGGAAAUUUGCAAACUGGCAAGGGUUUGUGAAUAACCAACAUAUGGUGGUUAGGGUUAACCAUGGUUUGCAAGACCAACCCCAGUACAAAGUUGGCUUGUUCAAAGAAACCAUAGUUACAACCAUAUUUUGGCCUGGUUUGGAUGCAACAGUAAAUGCUUCCGAUCUCCUUAUGGCCAUGCUGAUGGGAUAAAGGAGAGCACACCAUCCAGGUCUUGUGCCCCUAUUACUAAACUGGUUUUGCCUUUGGUCUGAGCAAAGCUGUAGGUUAACCUGGAUAUAAUUCUUGGCAAUAUAAUUGCACCAAAACUUUGCAGAUGCUGUCUUAGAGGCUUUGUUCUGUGCGAUAUGGGAACUGGGUCUUUGGAAUUGCUUCUAAGAUACUGGAUACUAUUUCUAAGAUAUUUUUCAUUGUUUGAUCUCUUGUUGUUUGUUACCCUGGGUUUCUUUGGGAGGAAGGGCAGGAUAUAAAAUUAACAAAAGAAUAAAAUACAGCAUUGUAUGAAGGACAUGGUUUAGGCUAUGUCCACUAUGAAGUGGAUGAGGAGCAAUAGCAGGACAAAUGUUUCCAUUGUUAAACAAUCAUGUCUCACAAAUGCGUUGUUCUUGCCCUGCCUUGCUGCAAUAGCAUUCUCAGUAUGGAUUGUCAUGUCAAAGUGUGGGGCUUAGGUACAGAAAACAGAGCAGCUCUGGGCCAGAUGGACAAUUGUGGGUGGAACAUCUGAAACAUCAGUAACCUGGUGUAAGCAUGGCCUCAUCUGUGAUCCUUUGUCUCAGCAGACGCUGGUGACUUCUGAAACACUUCUCCCGUUUUAGGUCACCCACAUAUUUGCACCACAGUUUUCCCUUGUCUUCGGCCUACACUCAUUAUCUGCCAGACAGCGGAACCCCAGAAGUCACCACUUGCCACUCCAGGAGCGCAGUCACUGUGGAUUAUAUCUUCUAUUCUGCAGCAAAGGAGAACACAGCUGCAGAACCAGGCAAGUGACUCUAGAGCGAGAUAGGUGACUAAUGAUUGGCUAGGUGCUUACCCAGUCUGUACAAUGAGCAAAAAUUUCUAGUACAGUAGAGCCUCUUUAAAGCACCCACACAUAAACACACGUGGCUUUGUCGCUUCCAGAUGUUCUUUAUUCCACAUUCAUAAAAUGCUAAUACUAAGAGAAGGGACUUGAUUCGGACAGAAGACCUCUCUUGAUUUUCAGUGCUGACUGAACAAACAGCUCAGUCCACAGCUUAAUAUAGAAGCUGCCUGGCUAGCUCAGACAAGGCUGUAUUCUCUACCAGAAGAUUUAUCACCACUUAACUACUUGCGUUUGUAGCCUGCGCCAACAGAUCUUCUUUGCAUCAUUGUCUUUGUAAUGCUGACUUCCCUCCCUACACAGUUCAGUUUCAGGCUUUCCAGUGGAUCACAAAUAAACCAGCCCAGCCUGUUCCUAUGCAUUUAACAUAAACUGGAUCUAUAGAGAUGAGCAAGUAGAGCUUCUCACUACUAAGAGAUACCACAUUUCCAUUUAAUCUCUAAAGAUCAAGCUGCUUGAAAAGGCACAGGACCAGUUUGUUUUUUUAAAGUUUACAAUUCCAGUGUGGCAAAGCCUGUGCUCACGUUAUUACAUGCAUUUUACCUGACGACAUUGUACCAUGUGGAAGGUUACUACUUCUUUUAAAAAAAAAUAAUCAAGCAAUAGCAGUUACAGCAAAAGCUCACCAGAUGGUGCCAUAAUGUUAAAAGUGCCUUCAAGCUGAUCUCCUUGGUGGAUAAGUCAGGACUGAAGCUUGUCUUGGUUGCACAUAUUCAGUGCUGUGCAUCUUUGCAAAAUCCACUGGAUGGAAUAUUAAGUCUGUGUUUGUUUAAACUGGGGUGAUCAAGAGAACUAGCAGGACAUAAUUGGCCAAGAGACUGUGAUGCGAACAAAGAAGUUCUCCCUUCAGAUUUCAACCCAGUGAUGAAACUGACCUUAGGUAAACCAUGUUAUAUUUGGGGAAGGAUCACACUCCCCCCCCACACACACACACGCAUACACACACCUGGGAGUUAAAUGGAGAGUUGGUGUGGCAGAGUGCCUAACACACUGAACUAUGAAAUAAGUAGAUCAUGUAGCUUUCCCCAGCCUGAUGUUGGAGUACAGCCUCCAUAAGCCCCAGCCAGCAUGACCCAAUUGUCAGGAAUAGGGCAUUAAAGUCCAUAUUAUUUGAUGGGGAGCAAGUUGUGGGGAAGUGUGUGUGAAGCGCUUACUUGAAAGCAUCAUAUAAAUGUUCAGUAUUGUUUACAUUGACUUGAAAGUUCCCCAGAAUGCAGUGUCUGUAAAGACCAAUAAAGGAACUGUGAUUCCCUGCUUGCUUAUUUCAGAACAGCAUGAUGAUGCAUCCAGGCCCUGGUGCCAGCUCAGUUGUGAUGUAAUUUACGUGCUUAUGAACCUCUCUUCAAACCUCUGGAUUGUCCACAGGCACCUGAAAGCCUCUUCUUUCUGUUGCAGGAGCUGAACGUGCCUUUGACGGACGCCUGAACCUUCUUGGCCGAUUAUCACUAGUGACGGAAAGAGAUCUCUGGGCUGUCAAUGGGCUUCCCAAUGAAACCAUCUCCUCUGACCAUCUCCCUCUCCUAGCCAAGUUCAGGCUGGAAGAGUAACACCAAAAUAACGAUGACCCACCUGUCUUUUAUCGUUCCACUUUCCUUUUCCUUAAUUCUACAUCAUCAAAAGGGACUGGAGAGUGCAUGCCUCCUUGAUGGGUUUUAAAUACAGGUAUAUAUAUAUAUUGUAAAUUAUCACAGCUACUCAGAUAUAAAAAAAGCAAAUUGGAGUUUUACAAAUUGGGAUUCCUUUUUUAAUAAUGGAAAGUAUUUGUGCCGUAAUUUUUUAAAAAUACAUAUUUACUUUUCAUCAAAGAGAUGGUAUAAAGUGCUUUUUAAAACAGAAACGAUGAUCAUAUUUUUAUUUCUUAAUAUUUUGAUUCUCACCCUUCCUCCCAAAGGAGUCCAGGGCAACAGUCAACAAGGCAGCAAAAAAUAAAAUAAAAUAAAACAAGUAAAAGCCAUCACACUUCCUUGCAGCUAUAGCUUUCAUGGAGCUCCCUUAAUCCUACAGGCAAGCAUUUCUUCUAGACAUUGAUUUGUUUUCUUCCAAGGAGAUGGGCUUCACUGUAUCUUUACCUCCUUUCAUCCUCUGAGUAGCCUAGAGAGGUGUGUGUGAUGAUGAAAGAGAACCCCUUUCUACUAUCUGGGCUUUCAGGGCUGUGCCUGGGAUUUGAACUUGAGUUUCUGACAUCUAAGUCCAGCAUUUGUGGUUGCGGCCAUGUUCCUAGAGGGUCUUCACCCCAGUUUGCUUUUAUGAUAUUCCCUAAAGGUCUGACUACCUAUUCUGACAUUGGCAGUGGGUUGGGUGCCUGUUUCUCGAACCUGUGUCCAUGGAGCUCAUAGUGGCAGUGGUGCAAAAUGUAUUUUUCUAUCAUGUAAACAGCCUGAGGCAAAGGGUCAAAUAUCAGGAAAUCCUGCUUCAUGAAUUGUGCAAGAUACAGUUAGGCCUUGAGGGCAGUUGUGUGUGUAAAAAUGGAAAGGGUGUUUCUGUCCCUGGCACAGAGCCACAGCGAUUUGCAAAGCCACACCUAUUUAAUAUUUGCCUUGCAAAUAAAUCUAGGGCAGCCGUAUCACCCAUCAACUUAGACCUUGAUUUCUACUUUUGACUCUGAUAGCCUAGAAGCAGGGGCGGGGGCGGACCCUGAAUGAAGUACCUUCCCAGUUUGGCUAGUUGGCCUGGUUCCCUGUAAGCAAUUUAUUGAUCAUCACAGGUGAGCGGCUGUUGACAAGUCUGGCCAGUUACGCAACUGUGAGCUGCAAGGAGAGCAAGGAGGAAGAUGGCAAGGUUGCACAGGCAGCUUUGCUAAUUCAAUGGGAGCACAGUCAAGCCCUUUGCUUGGCAGUUCUGCUGUAUUCUCCGAUUACUUUGGCCCUCGGAAGCCGUUCUUCAGCACAAUAUCCCUGCAGGUUUUGCUGACUUUAAGUUUAUUUUUUAAAGGGGAAGAGAGAGCUCAGAGUAGCUAAUUAACUGCACACGAAGCGAUGAGGAAUACACCUGAGAUAACCUUUGCAUUUGGCAGAAAACCAAACACCAAGACUGCAUUUCUCCAUAGGUUUGAAACAAACAGAUGGAAGCACAGUUCAUUAGUUUAAUCAUCCAAAUACAGUCGUAACUUGUUUCUCGAACGAAAUCCGUUCCAGAAGUCCGUUAGAUUUCUGAAAACAUUCGAAAACCAAAGCACAGCUUCCAAUUGGCUGCAGGAGCUUCCUGAACUCAAAUUUGAAGCUGCUCUGAACGUUCGGCUUCCAAAAAACUUUCACAAACUGGAACACUUCUGGGUUUGUGGCGUUCGGGAGCCGAAACGGACGAAUACCAAGGCGUUUGAGAACCAAGGUACGACUGUAUAGUUAUAACUGUACUCUGCAGUGCAGCUUAAAAAACAAUCCUCAUUCUAAUGGCUUAAUAGAACACACGCAAGACAUAGACAGCAGCCAUAUAGCGAGUCAGACCAUUGGCUUGUCUAGCUCAAUAUUGUCUACGUGGCUCUCCAGGGUUUCAGGUGGGAUAUGAACGUAAGAAGAGUCUACUGGAUCAGACCAAUGGCCCAUCUAGUCUAGCAUCCUGUUCUUACCAUAGCCAACCAGAUGCUUGUGGUAAGCCCUCAAGCAGGACCCAAGCAUAAGAGCAUGACACAGUGUAAUAUGUCAUGUACUGUAGUGGUGUUCAUCUGAGCUUGUUUUUACCUACCGUAUAUUUCGCCCUAUAGGGCGCACCGGCCCAUAGGGCGCACCUAGUUUCAGGGGGGGGAAUAAAGGAAAAAAAAUUAUUUCCCCCCCAGGCGCGGGGCUGGGGCGGGGGAAGCCCGAGCUUCCCCAGCCCCCAGAACAGGCUGCUAUCUGCAAGCCUUGGGAGCCCGGCGGGAACUCCCGCCGGGCUCUCCAGGCUUGCGGAUAUCUGCCCGAAGCCCAGGGUGCGCUGCUCAGCGCGCCCCAGGCUUCGGGGUGCAGGCUGCUAUCCGCAAGCCUAGGGUGCCCGGGAAAAGUACGUCCUAUAGGGUGAAAAAUACGGUAAUUUUAAGACCUGCUAAGGAACAGGUGAUAGUUAUUAUUUCCUCAUAUGUAAAACCACAGAAUUCAAAGAGGGUAUACUUUCUGUUCCCCAUGACUGUGUUGUUGUUGUUGUUGUUGUCGUCGUUGUUGUUGUUGUCGUUGUUGUCGUCGUCAUCGUUUAGUCAUGUCCAACUUUUUGUGACCCCAUGUACCAGAGCACGCCAGGCACUUCUGUCUUCCACUGCCUCCCGCAGUUUGGUCAAACCUGCAGUUUGGCCAAAGUAUUAGAGCCUCAGCUUCAGGAUCUGUCCUUCCAGUGAGCACUCAGGACUGAUUUCCUUAAGAAUGGAUAGGUUUGAUCUGAAAUAAGGAUGGAGCUAUGUAGAGGCACUGGCUGGCUUUGAGAUUUUUUCCUGCAUCGUGAUUUUGGCCAGGGCGCCUGCUCUUGUGAUUCACUGCCCCCUGCAUGAGGCAGGGGAGAGCUGCAUUCAUUCAUGGUUUUUCCCACUUUGCCAGGUCAAAUAUUAUGAAACAGUUAUCACAAUAUGGGUUUCAAACUAGUUUUGGAUGAUAUAUCAAUAUAUUUUCCAGCUCUAAUUGCUGGACUACAACUCUCAUAAUCCCUGAUGCACCUGGCCUCUCAGGCUGGAGCCAAGGGGAGCUGGAGUCCCAGAACAUCUGGAGGGCCAGAAGUUCCCCACACCUUACAUGCAACAAGAGCUACGCAUAUGUUUUCAAUCCUGCUGCUGGGUCUCUGCAAAGCUUGGAUAGGACACUGGCCCACUGAUCUUGCUAGACUACAACUCCUAUCAUCCCUGAACAUUGGCCUUGCUGGCUGGGGUUGAUGGAAGUUGUAGUCCAAACCACAGGUAGAGGACUUCCCCUUUCUUUUAAAGAAAGAGCCUUUCUUUAAAAAGCAGUAACCCCGCUGAUCACCUGGUUGGAGAGCUGGAUUUAGUUCUUCUUCCUGUUGUAUUGUUUUAAUGUUUUUGUGUUUGCAGCUCUGGGCUCCUUUGGGAGGAAGGGCGGGGUAGAAAUUCAAUAAAUAAAAUACUUGGCACAAUUACUGCAUUAAAAAUAUGCAGCUCAGCUGCAUCAGGACCAUUUGGUGUCUCAUCAGAUUCUGUCACUGUGGGAUAAGUUGUGUUUCUUUAAAAAAUAAAAAUCACAAGAGGCUAUAAAAAAA